Messenger RNA from Geodia barretti, 405 nucleotides. The record is from the annotation of a GenBank genome assembly. Lineage: Eukaryota; Metazoa; Porifera; Demospongiae; Tetractinellida; Geodiidae.
AUGUUUAUCGUCGCAGCGGUGACAUUUGGAGCAGCCUGGCCAUCGGCUGCGUACGACACUGACCCGCAAGCAAACGACGUCAUCGCCUACACCUCGCCUCAACCACAUCCAUCCGGCGGAUCUCCAACUCCAGACGUGCGGAUCGAGGUAGCGCGCAACGUUCUGGCGGCAAGGCUCGUAGUGCAGGCCAGAAGGCUCCUGUUUGUCAGCAGUAAAGAGGUGCGAUGGUCGGACACAUCACUGGGUUGCCCGGAACCGGGCAGAAUGUACGGCAAGGUGAUAGUGCCAGGCUACCGGAUCACCUUCAGCUACGAAGGGAACCACUACGAGGUGCACACGGCCAGCAAGACGGGAGUCGGUUACGCUCUGUCGCCGGUAUCCUGUGAAGGAGGGCUAUCCUACUAA